UGUUGUGACCAAGAAGUGCAGCGAGCGAAAAUUGAUGCGCCGCAUGGUCGAUUGUCUGAAGACUAUGAAAGGUAACUUGGAGCCCUUGCUGGACAACAAGAAAACCAACCAGAAACUCAUUUGCGCGCAAACCGAGAACUUCAAGUCGUGCGUUAACAUCGCUCUCGCCCACACGGACUGCAACUCUGACGAAGAGGUGCUGGACCAGACAACGCACUUCAUUGUGCAUGUCCUCUACGAACACCGCUGGGCUUGCAAAAACAUUCAGACAAGCGACAAGAAGUGUGAAGAGCGUUCCCUGGUGCUCAAGCUAAACCAAUGCGUCCGCCUCCUCAACAAAACUGUCGAACCUAUUCUAGAAGAUAAGGAAAACAACAAGCUGAACAUCUGCAGGGCGAGCGACACAUUCCUGCUUUGCGUUAACGAGGCAGUCUCCGAAACAGCUUGCCGCGAGGACUCGGAGGUCAUGUUUCACGUGUCCCACUUCGCGGACAAAAUUCUGCGCCACCACAAAUGGUCCUGCGACCAAAGCGGAGCUUCCUCCAACCGACCCAGGCUUGAAAAUCUUCGUCAAAAGAUGGAUUCCCAGGGAUCUGGAAACCUUACAGCAUUGCGGCCGCUGAACGGAGGUGGGCCAACAGGGCUGGUACCGGCAGACAACAAGUGCAACUUUGAAAUUGUCCGGACGGCCGUGGACACGUGCCAACAAUCUGCGUACGACCAGAUCAAAAAGAAGGGCAUCUCUCAGCCGAAACACCUUUGCGUGGAACUGCGCAUCUUCAAGGAUUGCUCCAUAGAAGCGACGAAGAAAAACGGGUGCGCCAGUGACAAGAAUGCCGAGACGUACGUGUACGACCGCGUCAAGGAUUCCUUCUACAAGUACCUCACCGACUGCCGCCCGCUCUGGUCCGCUGCUGUGCCGCUGUCAACCAGCACCUGGGCGCUGUCCCUCGUCGUACUCAUGGUGCUCGUGCAGCAGCGCCACUAAACUUCCCGCGCCCGAAGCCCAAAGCAAGCAGGGGGCACCACAGGCCCGCGCUGCGAAGCGUCCGCAAGUUUGAUACCCAGCUGCUUGGAACGUGGUUUGCUGACGCAAUAAAGGUCUCAAAUAAA
This is a messenger RNA of Rhipicephalus sanguineus (brown dog tick), 1113 nucleotides long. RefSeq lists its product as uncharacterized. Lineage: Eukaryota; Metazoa; Arthropoda; Arachnida; Ixodida; Ixodidae. Bases 35 to 988 code for a protein of 317 amino acids. The record is from RefSeq and is a predicted model, not a curated record. The transcript has 7 exons.